CAGACUAUACCUCCCCAAUAUUAAAUGAAUGAACAAAGAUUCUCCAAACGGUUUACUCGGUUGUUUACAAUAAAUUACUUGUGGUCAAAUUCCUGCACACUAUAGUCGGACAUGCGGGGAGGUUUCUGUGCGUCCAUUCGAAAAUCCCGUCCGUCCAAUCCGUGCGCAGGUCCGGACCAGUGGCUCCUCCUCUCCGCCGCCAGCUCCCACAUGUAUCUCCCCUCUCAGUCUGUUGCAUUGUCUCAUUGGGGACGCAGCGCACGGAGUCCAGCGGGCUGAUGGGAACACCGGAGGAUGUCAAAGGAAAGUCAAGCCGAUGUGAGGAAUGAGUUGCUGAGGGUUUGGACUGAUUGGCUCCAGUUUGGCUGCAGUAAGGGUGAGAGCUGCGCGGCUCUGCACAGAUGGACAGGGCUGCAUUUCAGUCAGUUAUAGCUAUGUUAGUAGCGUUCGUCCGGAGUUGCGUGGCUCUACCCGGAGCUACACCGUAAAUCCCGGUCCGAAGCCUCAUUUCUGCCGCCGCCGUCUCCCAGGAUGGCCGCUCGCCGCAGCUGCGUAAACUCGCUCUGGUCGGGCACCGAGCGGGUCCGCAUCGGAGAGCGCCUCAAAGCGACGCUGGCGGGGGUUCUGGAGCUGGAGGUGCUCCGGCGCAAACACCUGGAGAUGGUGGACGCCGCGCUGAGGGAGCGGGCGCCCGGGGAGCCGCGGGCGGAGGAGGCGGAGAGCGCCGCGUCGGAUACCGAGCGUGGCUCUGCGACAUCCCGCAGGCAACAGGCUGCCUCCCCCUCAAACACAAUGGGGUCAGGCUGUCAGAGCAGCCCAGAGGAGUGUCUCAGUAACUCGGGGGAUGUGACCGUCCAGUCCUCAUCUGGCAGGGGGAGUAACUCCCGGUGGUCCACUCUCUCCUGGGACGCCUCCUCAGAUCUCCUCUCCCCUCCGACUCCGGACUCCAGCGGCGUGGUUCACCUGGACAGCGACUCCAGGCCCAGUUCAGGUUUCUACUCUGUAAGUGGGAGCUCUCUGUCGGACUCCUGCUACUCCGUGUCCAGUGAAGCUGCCCAUGUUGGACCGGUGACCCCCGCUAGACCCCCAAAGUCGUGGGAACAAGUUCCUGCUUCUGCUGACAACACUGACACCCUGUGGUCAGAAGGUGUGGUGCAGCUGCAGCAGCCUGCGACGGACGGCAACCCAGAGGAAACCGAACCAGCAGAGGAUCCGAUUGCACCUGCUCCAGAUGAUCCAGCUGUUCAGGAGAGUGAUGCCUCUGGUCUCAGCUUUCUGUCUGAUCUUUGCACGGUGGUCGGUGACUCCCUGGUCUCUUUCAUCAUCCCCCUUCUAAAUCCGUCUUCAUCCCCCUCCUCUGUGCAGCUGAAGCCUAAGUUGGACCCCUGCUACUGCACAGACCUGGUGUCUCGUCGAACCAAAGAGGUCUACUCUUAUCCAAGCCCGCUGCACGCCGUCGCCCUCCAGAGCCCCCUUUUUACCUCCCUGAACCAAGAACAAUCAUCCUCCACAACUUCUGAAGGAGUCCAAGACGAUGAGGCGGGAGAAGCGAAGCCUGACGCUGCCCCUCUCCUGCCUCAGCAGCCUCCCACUCUGGCCUCUGUCACACACUUGGAGCAGUACAUCACUCGCCUGGCUUGCCAGUACCACCAGCAGGUGAACUCCUCCACCUCCGAUCUCACGUCACCUGCUGCUCCUGCUCCAAUCCCGCAGAGAGGUCCUUGUACUCCUGGAAAAAGUCACGGCUCCACCCAAUCUCUAUCUGCCUUUGAGAGCCGUAAUACACCCCCCACACAGCCGGGUGGAAGCACCACUCCUUGCAAGUCCCUGCUGGGAAACUCGGCCAGAGUCAGCCUCAGCGCUAUGGGGAAAAAGACCACCAGGAAUUCAAUCAACCUGGGUAAUCUCCCUUCAGCGACCGGAGAAGAUUUAAGCAUCAAUCUGCAUCUCAACCUCAACUUGAACCUGGCUCCAGGGUUGAACUCUAACCGCGGACCCGCCGACGCAGCCAAAAACAGCAGCAGUGGAGCCAUAAAGAGUGAUGUGAACAUGACUUCGGCUCCGUCUUGCAAGUCUCUGUCAUCUGCCACUCCCACCGCAGGAGUCAGGUCUCGUUCUCGGAUCUCAACUUGUCCGAGCAGUCUGAGCCACCGCAGUUCCCUGGAGGUCCCGCCGAGCUCGGGAGCCACUCCGGCGUUUGGGUCGUCUUCCUUCUGUCGCUCGUUGGAUUGGAGCACCGGCGCUCCGCCUGAGGUGGGACAGCCAGUUUUUGUGUCAAACACGGGAUCGGCUCCUGGAUCUCAGCGCAGCAGCUUGAUCCAAGAGUCCUGCUCCAGUCCCAAGCUGAGUGAAGACUCCCCGAUGGUGGGGGAGAUCUCGCGGCUCUCUGGUCUGUCUCGGGCCGUGGUGGUGGGACUGAUGGAGCAAGGUGUGGAGCUGGAUAUCGACUGCUUCCAAACGGAUCCUGCAGGUGCGGUGAGGAGCCAUAGUAAAACUCACCUGACUCCGCAGAGGGAUCCAUCGCUUGACUACGGCAGGCUGAUGGAAACCAGCCCACAGCGGCCGAUCCAGCUCUCCCUCAGUGUCACCCACUCCCCCCAGUCUCAGUCCAGCCUCACCCCUCCUCUCUCACACUCCAACAGUCCCAUUCACCCAUACCAGUCCAUCCACAUCCCUCCCCCUCCUCAGUACUCCUCACAAUGCCACUACCAGCACAUCCCUUCUCCGUCUGAUCUUCCCUCCUCUACAGCCUCCUCCCCAGCUUCACACCCCACCCCAAGGGCUCGCUCUCCUCCUCGCCCCCUCAAGCCGUCACCUAUGGGGGCCACCCCUCUCUCGGUUUUCCGGCGGGAUUCUCCUUUCCAGUGCUCCCUGCCGCACAACAACCGAACCUCCUCUUGGGAGCAUGGAGGACUCCAACCAAGAGGUGGCUCGCUCCGACAUAGUGGGGGAGGAGGAGAAGGUGGGGGCAGGUGGAAGAAGGUGGAGAGAGAUGGGCUCUACAGGGGGAAACACGCCUCCCAUAAGCUGGUUAGGGCCGCUACUGUGAGCAGCUACGCCAGGAGAGAGGACUACAGCUCCGUUUGGGCCGAGGAGGCAGCCCACACACCCAGGAAGUCCUCCAGCAAACUGUGGAGGGGCUUUGAGGGUCGAUUGUGGAGGAAAGAGUCUGAGACCGAGAAGGAGGAGAUGGACAGAGCCGAAUACGGAUAUGGCUGGAGCAGGGGGAACAUGGGAAGCUGGAGGAGGGAGCACCGACGAGCCAAGGGAUCCUCUGACAGGAAGCCAAAGGUUGAUCACUCCCCCGUCUUCUCCAGGUCGAGAGGGAAAGAGGACGGGGAGAGACGCAGCUCCAGCCUCCGGCUCUCCAGGAGGGCUCUGUUCAGGAGUGAGUCCCAGGGUUUGCUGGUGCCUCGGAGCCACAGGGAGGAGCUGGCGAAGAGGGGCCACUGGGUCUCCUCCUUCGAUGUAGCGCAGGGUGGAACAAGCAGAGACGAAGGCGUCAGACUGCUGAGAGCCAAGGAAGAGGACAAGCGACUGUCCUCCACCGCCAGCCUCUUCAACCUGUCUCGCUCCCAGAGCCUGGAGGGCAGCUGCCAGUCGCUCUCGUCUCUGUCCUCGCCGUCGUUUUCCCCUUCCCCUCCUCCACGGCUGCCGCUGCAGCGCUCUCGGUCGCUGAGGGAUCUGGGGAGGAAGGUGUUCGGCUCCAUGAGGUCUCUUAGUCUCAAACGAAAGCCAUCCAAGAAGUGACACUUGUACAGCCAACGAACCUCAUGUUACAUUCAAAACACCGUUUGUGCUUAGCAUUAUAUCUGAUGUAAAGGAAGUGCCAUCUAGUUUUGUUUGCCGAUUAUUCAGAUCUCUGAUGCUGCCUUUAGGAUCUACAUGAAAGGUCCUCUCUGGCACAUAUAAAGUCUUUCCAACUUGCCAUUACAAUAUCUUCAUUCCUUCUACUAAUAAUCUGGUAAAUUUGAACCAAUAUUGGUACUUUUGAUAUCCUCACAAACUAAAGAAAAAAGCGACAAAAUGCUAAUGGGUUACUUUGAAGCUCAGAGUAGCUGCGUUUCCGUUACAAAUGUUCGCAGAACCUUUGAUAUUCUGCGAAUAUCGAAAAAACACAAUCUCUUUCUUAUUUAUUCCAUUAAAAUAAGAAAGGCAGUUAAAAUUACACAUGGAUAAGUUUGUUCACAUAAGUCAUUAAAAACCCUCCUGCACCUUGAUCAUCCAACCACUUCCUCUUCUUCCUCUUCCUCUUCUUCUACUUCGUGGUUUGUGCCGGUGGCAACAUCCGGUUUUUGAUCAUGUGACUGGUGUGAUGCGAAUGAACUAUCUCUAUUCCAGUUUUGUGAGAUAAACCAAUUUAGAUACAAC
This is a messenger RNA of Xiphophorus couchianus (Monterrey platyfish), 4371 nucleotides long. Its product is annotated as mucin-5AC. The coding region runs from base 532 to 3750 and encodes 1072 amino acids. Lineage: Eukaryota; Metazoa; Chordata; Actinopteri; Cyprinodontiformes; Poeciliidae. The transcript is spliced from 4 exons. Gene Ontology annotation, cellular component: cytoplasm. Gene Ontology annotation, biological process: negative regulation of nodal signaling pathway. The record is from RefSeq and is a predicted model, not a curated record.